Mercurialis annua (annual mercury) is the source of this 1607-nucleotide messenger RNA. Its product is annotated as dol-P-Man:Man(5)GlcNAc(2)-PP-Dol alpha-1,3-mannosyltransferase. Gene Ontology annotation, cellular component: endoplasmic reticulum. Gene Ontology annotation, molecular function: dol-P-Man:Man(5)GlcNAc(2)-PP-Dol alpha-1,3-mannosyltransferase activity. The record is from RefSeq and is a predicted model, not a curated record. The coding region runs from base 197 to 1486 and encodes 429 amino acids. The transcript is spliced from 13 exons. Lineage: Eukaryota; Viridiplantae; Streptophyta; Magnoliopsida; Malpighiales; Euphorbiaceae.
UUCAUAAGAGAGGACGGAAGAGGUAUAAUUUUGUCUAUAGGAUUGGAAAGAUAUGUACAAUUCCAAUUUGUUUGCUCUUAAAUUGAAUACAAAAAUGGAUGCAACUCAAAAUGUAACUCGACGCCCAUCAUAGCGCUUACCGUCGCAAUCGCUAUCAUCUAUAAUUCUUUCGACAGAGACAAAAUCAAAAUAUAAAAUGGCAGUUAAAUCUGGGAGGAAGAUGAAACCAGCACCAGCACCAGCACCCGCCAAUUUUUUGAAAAAUCCAAAAAUAGCCUUUGCUUCAGCUUUAAUUUUCAUGGAUGCCAUCCUCGUCGCCCUUAUCAUCGCCUUUGUUCCUUAUACAAAGAUUGAUUGGGACGCUUAUAUGUCACAGGUGACAGGGUUUCUUGAAGGAGAAAGAGACUACAGUAACUUGAAAGGGGAUACAGGUCCGUUAGUAUACCCGGCUGGCUUUCUCUACGUCUAUUCCGCUAUUCAAUAUGUUACUGGAGGAGAGGUCUAUCCUGCUCAGAUCUUAUUUGGCAUGUUAUACAUUAUCAAUCUUGCAAUCAUCUUGUUUAUCUAUGUGAAGACUGAUGCGCUUCCAUGGUGGGCUCUUGUCUUGCUUUGUCUCUCAAAAAGAGUGCAUUCAAUUUUUGUACUGCGUCUUUUUAAUGACUGUUUCGCAAUGACUCUUCUCCAUGCUGCCUUGGCCUUACUUCUUUACCAUAAGUGGCAUCUUGGGCUGAUUCUUUUCAGUGGGGCUGUUUCCAUAAAGAUGAAUGUGCUUCUUUAUGCUCCCUCUUUAUUGCUCCUUUUGUUGAAGGCUAUGGAUAUUACUGGGGUGAUUUUGGCCUUAGCUGGUGCAGCACUAGUGCAGAUUUUGUUGGGGCUACCCUUUUUACUCUCCUAUCCCAUUGCAUAUAUAUCAGGAGCAUUCAACCUUGGGCGCGUCUUCAUCCACUUUUGGUCUGUUAACUUUAAGUUCGUUCCAGAACCUGUUUUUGUAUCAAAGCAAUUUGCUAUUUCCUUGUUGCUUGCUCACCUUGGAUUGCUUGCAGCUUUUGCCCAUUUUAAAUGGUGCAAGCAUGAAGGAGGACUUUUGAACUUUUUGCACUCGAGAGUUGGAUUGAUAUACCGGUCAUCUGCUUUAACACGUAGCAGCAGUUCAGUCUCUAAGAUUCUCAAGGAACAACACAUUUUGACAAUUAUGUUUACCGGGAACUUCAUUGGAAUUUUAUGCGCUCGCUCACUCCAUUAUCAGUUCUACUCAUGGUACUUCUAUAGCUUGCCCUAUCUAUUGUGGAGAACCUCGUUCCCUACAUUGCUACGUUUGGUUGUGUUUGUAGGAGUGGAGUUUUGCUGGAAUGUUUAUCCAUCCAACAUUUAUUCAUCUGCAGUGCUUCUGUGUCUCCAUUUAGUUAUUCUCUGGGGUUUAUGGUCAGCUCCAUCUGAAUAUCCGUAUGCCGAGCAUGAACUUUCGACCACGCGGAAAGAGCGGUGAAGAGCCUUUUUUUUAUGGUUUUCCUUUUGAAAAAUUCCUUGCUCUUUCAAUUGUUGAAUUUUGUUUAAGUGUAUUUACACAAAUGAUAGAAAUGUAAUUUUAUUUCUAUUCUGAUUUUUUU